Messenger RNA from Colias croceus (clouded yellow), 3056 nucleotides. RefSeq lists its product as uncharacterized. Bases 140 to 874 code for a protein of 244 amino acids. The transcript has a single exon. NCBI's taxonomy places the organism in Eukaryota, Metazoa, Arthropoda, Insecta, Lepidoptera, Pieridae. The record is from RefSeq and is a predicted model, not a curated record.
UUAUGUUUGAUAUGGCGUCCUAUUUGACCAAAAUAAUAAACCUAUUUAUUAUGAAAUCGUAAAAACAUUUAAUGGAAAAGGUUUUUAUAAAUGCCGAUCGGAACGUGAAGUUUUGUUAGGCGCAUGUUAUCUAUGCAAAAUGGAGAACCAUUUACACGAAGUUCCUGUUAUUAGUUCAUUACAACCUUUACACAUUCAUCACCAGCAAAUAAACCAAGUAAUUAACCAACAUGUUCCCGUAGAUAUCCCUCAGCCAGUUGACACUGUAGAGUUAAAACCGAAACCAGCAAUAGUAGAUAAGAAAAAGAAAGAAGCUAUAGACGGGCAGGCCCGUGAAAUAAUAUUCAAAGUGAUCAAGUUCUUCGAGAGUGAAAAACAGAACAGGGGCUACGCGUUUCCUGUUGAAAAUGUUGUUAAACGCGCGUGUGCAGCCACUGGUCUAUCAGAGAGUACAAUAAAGCGUAUUAAACGGGAGGGUUUGCGGGCGGAAGCGACACAAACGAAAAUGACUGGACCAAAGAAGAAACGGAUAAGGAAAACAAAAGUACAACUAGAUUAUUACAAACUGUGCGCACUACGCGGUAUUGUUAAUAGCUACACGUCGCGUAAAGAAGUGCCUACGUUGGGCAAAAUAUUAGCUGCAGCGAAACACGAGUUGGAUUACAGGGGCGGUAAGGAGUCCUUACGACUAAUACUAUUGAAUAAAUUAGGUAUUAAGUUUAAGAAGUGUGAGAAGAAGAAAAAGCCGGAAGAACCGCCGCCGCAGUACCAACCGCCGCAGCAUGUUAUGCCACACUUACCUAUGGAUCAAAUGAAGGCAGAAAACCACUGUAUAUACACGAAUAUGAUGCCACAAGUACCAGUGUCUUAUUAGCACAUACUUGACUCUAGAAUUAACAGAGUAACAAAGGUUAGGUGAUGUAGGAAACUAGCCUAGCCUAAAUGCACUUAUUUUGAUGCUGAAAGCAACAGUAUUAUAAGUAAAAAUGUGUAGAUACACCAACCAACACAUUCAAUCUUCCAUUGAUCUUCAAACGGCACACUAAUGCACACAUAGAUAAUGUAAGAUAACAUUCUCAAAAAGAGACAUACUGAAGUAUAGCUAGCCACUUUUCAAUGUGCCAUUCCUUGAGCGAAUGACCUAUCUACACAUUUUUACUUAUAACAUUAUUGGCUAAAGAAUAGUUGUCAUAAUUGGCAUACUUGACAUAAGUCUUCAGCCCUUGAAUAUUAUUAGCAAUAUAAAACUUCACCUGUUAUUAUAUGAAACUAGCAGUGCGCCCGGGGGAGGCCGUAUAUUGAUGUAUGUGAUAAUAAAUAAUACAUAUACUUCUUUAGCUGGUCUAAAAGGGAAUCUUGUACAAUCUAAAAAUUUGGCUUUCUGGUAAAAGUGUAUUUUACAACAUAAUCUAUAUAAAAAUGGAACCCGUUUCGCGUUAUCAUGACAUCACAUGUAUAUUCCUUGAAGUACGAGGAUAGUUCUUAUGGAAAGAAAACAUAAACAUGUACCACGGGCGAAGCCGGGGCGUACCGCUAGUGUGUGUAUAAAAAAGAUUAAAAUGAUUUAAGACCCUUUUAUAUAUCCGCAAAAUUGGCCUUUUAGUAUUUUUAAAGAUAUUCGGGGAAUUAUGUUAUAAGUAAAAUGGGGUAGAUAGGUUACCAACACAACAUUUUAUCUUCGAAAACGGCACAAUAACGCACACACGAUUAUACGUCAAAGUGAGAUGGCAUGAUUCAACUGUUGUUAAAAAGAGACAACUGUAUUAUGGCCAAUUAGCCACAUUUCAAUGACCUAUCAAAACCUUUUUAAUUAUAACUGGUUAGAGGCAGUCAAAUACAGCUGCUUUCUGAUUGGCUGAAAUUUUGUGGGUACUAUGAUGUUCAAGGGAAAAACUAUUUUAUCACAAUAGCAAUAAGAUUGAUAAUGUAAAUAAGAUUAAGUAUAUUAUGAUGCACCUGUUUUGUACUUUUCUAGCAGAAUCGCAAUAAUUGUAAUAUAAGUAGUUUUGGAGGUAUACUAUGUGCAUAUUACUUAUAAUUGAAAUCUAAUAACCUAAUUAAUACAUAUUAUAUUAUUGUAUAAAAUUUUAUUAUUUACAUGUACCAUAUUUAGCUAGUAAUAUCUUAUUUCAGGCUAUUAAGAAUUAUUUUAUUUUAUUUUAAUUAUUUUAAGCUUGAAAACAAAAAUGUAUGAAAAACUUUGCUAUUUUAAAGAGAUCUGAUUUGAUGUAAUUACUUUAGAGCCUGAGAAUAGUUUAAAAUUUUCAUCUUUAUAAAAUGUGAUUUUUAAACGCGUCAAAGAAAGACAACACAACAUUCGAUCUUCAAAAACGGCAAGAGCUAGCGCGCAUGAGCAACUUUUGUCUCCGCAACUAUUUUGUCUCUACCAUCAACUCUGCUUGCUCAUGCGCGCUAGCUCUAACGCACACACGAUUAGGCGGAAAAGUGAGGUGGCAUGAUUCAAUAAAUGGUUGCUAAUUAGCCACAUUUAAACGAGCCGUUAAUAACCUAUCUACCUUGAAACAUGUCAUUGGGUAAAUCGAAAAAACAUCAGGAUAUAUUAUAUUAUGGGCUUUUUGUUACUAUUCUAGGCCGACUAAAGUAAUAAUAAUCUAAAUGCAAUAUAUCGAAUUCAAUAAUUUUAAUCCUAAAAUAUUCGAAUUACAUUUUAAUGUUUUUUUUAAUGCAAGUAUGUACCUAAUUUUGUAAUUUUUAAUGAGUUUCGUACAAGAACUCUAUUUCUGUCUUGCUCACUCGUAUUCUAUGUAAAGCCGAAAACCUAUGCGAGUGACAGAGACAGAUAUUGGUCAAUCAAUCGUAUCAAAAUAAGGUUCUUGUAUGAAAUUCAUUCUGUAACAAAAAUACUUUCUCACUCACACUUAUUUACAUUUUAUACUGUAAGAGACGAAUAUUGGUUUAUUGAUAUUUAUAAUUAAUAUGUUUAGACAGUGAUAUUUUAAAUAUUGACUUAAUGUGUAUAAUAAGGCUGAAUCCAUUAAUAGAUUAUUAUGUGAUGUAUUAUAUUUAUUUUUAAUGAAAUAUAGAAAUUGAGUUCA